AUAUACUCAUAAACUAAGAGUAUAGUUAACUACCCCAACCUUGUCCAAAUUUUUGGAUCUGACUUACCCCCAAAAAUUGAAUGAGACUGAACUCGAAAACUGAGCAAUCUUUCUAGGGUUCUUAACCCUUCACUCCCUCGACGACUCUUCGACUAUCACCGUGCGAAAUUCACUCUCUUGUAGGAAAAAGUGUUGGUGUGGAAAUGGAUGAUGUUCCUUCUUCCGUGGGAAUUUCUGGUUCUGGAGCUGAAAACAGCAGUGUCAAGGACAUGGAAAUAAGCGAUUCUGUGGAUGAGGAGAAUAAUCUGGAAGCUGAAAAGUCUGUUCAAUCUGAAGAAGAGUGUGAUAAUAAUUCAUUGAAAGAAAAUAAAGAUUUGGAAUUGGCGGAGACGGUUGUGAAAUCGGAGGAGGGAGUAAGAGAAACGGUGCAUGCUGCUGAGACUGUUAGCCUUUCUCUCAAAGAUGAAAGUCCCAACGGAAGCGUUGAGAUUGGUAGAAGAGCUGUUUCAGGUGUUAAAAGAGCCCGGAUUACUGUUGAUGAUGAACAUCAGCCAUCUGUUCAUUUUAUUUACAAGUCCCUGACAAGAGCUAGUAAAAAAAAGCUUGAGGAAUUACUACAGCACUGGUCCCACUGGCAUGCUAAACAUGUUUCCUCAUCCAAUGAUCCUAGCGAAAUGUUGGAAUCUGGUGAGGAAACGUUUUUUCCUGCUCUGUGUGUUGGACGUGAAUCAACAUCUUCCGUGUCAUUCUGGAUGGAGAAUCAGACAAUGAAUGGUAUUAACACAGAUGUUAGUCCUAUAGAUGAUAAUUCCGUGCCUCUAUAUGAUCGUGGAUAUGCUUUGGGAUUGACUUCAGCUGAUGGUUCGAGUGUUGCGGACGGUGGUCUGGAAAUCAUAGAUGUUCCUUCCAGGUGUUUCAAUUGUGGUUCAUACAGUCAUGCUUUAAGAGAAUGUCCAAGGCCUCGUGACCACGCUGCUGUCAAUAACGCUCGCACUAAACUUAAAUCCCGACGGAACCAAAAUUCUUCUUCUCGUAAUCCUACUCGUUAUUAUCAGAAUUCUCCUGCUGGAAAGUAUGACGGUUUGAGGCCAGGUGCUCUUGAUGAUACCACACGUCAACUCUUGGGCUUAGCGGAACUUGAUCCACCUCCAUGGCUUAACAGAAUGCGAGAACUAGGAUACCCGCCAGGAUAUCUUGACGCGGAUGAUGAGGAUCAGCCUUCUGGCAUAACAAUAUUCACUGAUAAGGACAUGGCAGAACAGGAAGACGGUGAAAUUGUUGGAGCAGAUUCUUCAAAGCCAAAGCAGAAAAUGAGUGUUGAAUUUCCAGGAAUAAAUGCUCCUAUUCCAGAAAAAGCCGAUGAAAGAUUGUGGGCUUCUAGAGCUGUAGUACCCUCAAUCUCGUCAGAUAUAUCAAGGAACUGGUCACAGCAGAGAUCAGCGAGUUUUGGUAGCCGAGGACAUCAUCGUGAGCAGAGAAUAGGCGACUUAAGGGAUGAUGGUCCUCCAGGGGACCCAGGGCUCAGUUCAUCACAAUUUAGUUUUCAACCUAGGUUUGGUAGUGGCCAUGUUUCUCCGAAUACAAGGGAAGAGUGGAGUAGUAGAAGGCAUCCUUUGCUUGAAGAAGAGUCCCCAAAGCCUUUUUCAUUCCAUUCUCAAUAUUAUUCAACCCCGGAGAGGUAUUUUUCAUCACUGGAACGAGAUUCUGGUGGCAGACAUGGAAGCCGGAGUUCUGGUAGCAUGCAUGACAGAGAUAGAGACCGUGAUCAUUCAUCUCGAUUUAACGAUAGGCGUUCGGAAGACCGUCAUUAUCAUAGUAGAAGGUGAUAGUUGAAAUUGUAUUAAACAUGACUAUGUGUGAGUUCCUAUUAGCACUUGUAGAGCAACAAACUUUGAUCAACUCAACAUGAUAGAUAUUCGUUUCGCCACUCAGGAUAAAGUUUCAUACAAACCAAGCAUAUUGGUAGGUUAUGAAGACACAUUGGAAUUGUUUAUACUCACACCUGUUAGUGACAUGAGUUAUUUUUGGUAA
Lathyrus oleraceus (garden pea) is the source of this 2031-nucleotide messenger RNA. RefSeq lists its product as uncharacterized. Gene Ontology annotation, cellular component: catalytic step 2 spliceosome. The record is from RefSeq and is a predicted model, not a curated record. The transcript has 8 exons. Lineage: Eukaryota; Viridiplantae; Streptophyta; Magnoliopsida; Fabales; Fabaceae. Gene Ontology annotation, biological process: RNA processing. Gene Ontology annotation, molecular function: zinc ion binding; RNA binding. The coding region runs from base 204 to 1826 and encodes 540 amino acids.